Messenger RNA from Adineta steineri, 540 nucleotides. The record is from the annotation of a GenBank genome assembly. NCBI's taxonomy places the organism in Eukaryota, Metazoa, Rotifera, Eurotatoria, Adinetida, Adinetidae.
AUGAAGCUUAAUUUACAAGAAACUACUCCAAAUAUUUUGAUUGCAGAUGGUUCAGGUGCAAUUCGUAAUGGCUUUGAAGCCAUUUUUGGAGAAAAACCUAUAGUAAUGUGCUGGGCGCACAUGCGACGUGCUGUGGUGAAGAAGAUUGAAUCUAUGGUAAAUAAGAUGGAGAAGCAAGAUUUGGUAGAAGAUAUUGAUGCAUUACAAUUAGCACAAAGUGAACAAAUAUUUACAAAAGCAUCCAAUUUUUUUAUCAGAAAAUGGAACAGAAAAGAACCAACAUUCAUCGAGUAUUUUCAAAAGGAAUGGUUAACUUCGCAUCGUGGUUGGUACGAAGGUAUUCAGCAGUUAACCCCAAGUACAAAUAAUGGUUUGGAGUCCAACAACAGAGUGAUUAAAGACGAAAAUAUAUUUCGAGAACGUCUUCCAUUGUCCAGAUUUAAAAUUUUAACUUUUGAAAUGGUACAAAAAUGGUCAAAAUCAUACGAAAGAGGUCUCAAACAAUUUCAUGAUGAACAAACGGUGACAUUAGAUAUAUGA